AUGUCACUCCUCCAGGAAUGGGCUGCUGCUACAGGUCUCAUUGCAGUUUGUCAGCAAAUUGGGCCAGAUUUAACAGCAUUGCAUGUCCUGCCAAAACUCAAAGAGCUAUUUGAUGAGCUUGCUUUCUCUCAGGAGACCACCAGUGGUUUUGGUUCUCUGGGUGGAAGCCUUAAAAUUUUCAACACCAAAGGUGAUGAGGAAGAUCAGCCCGAAAGACGUCUGGACCUUGUGUUGCUUUUGUAUCCUCAUUUUGCAUCUCUCCUUGGAAUAGAAAAACUUCGUCAGUGCUGUGCCACGUGGUUGCUUCUUGAGCAGUUUCUUUUACGUCGUCAUAAUUGGAAGUGGGAAUACACAAGGAAAUACUAG
Molecule: messenger RNA, 366 nt
Organism: Ilex paraguariensis (yerba mate)
Lineage: Eukaryota; Viridiplantae; Streptophyta; Magnoliopsida; Aquifoliales; Aquifoliaceae
Source: the annotation of a GenBank genome assembly